Musa acuminata AAA Group (dessert banana) is the source of this 2696-nucleotide messenger RNA. RefSeq names its product MACPF domain-containing protein At1g14780-like. The record is from RefSeq and is a predicted model, not a curated record. Gene Ontology annotation, cellular component: plasma membrane. NCBI's taxonomy places the organism in Eukaryota, Viridiplantae, Streptophyta, Magnoliopsida, Zingiberales, Musaceae. Bases 862 to 2433 code for a protein of 523 amino acids. Gene Ontology annotation, biological process: plant-type hypersensitive response; regulation of salicylic acid mediated signaling pathway. The transcript has 8 exons.
CUGCUUGUGAUAAAUGAGGAAGAGAAGAGAGAGAUCGCUGUGCCCGGGUUUGGAACGUUCAAGGAUGUCUCGGUUGACAUAAAGUGCGAUAAGGGGGAUCGGAUGCGAUACCAAUCCGAUGUGCUCGAGUUCAAUCAGAUCAUAUUUCAUGCACGUAAAAGAAGCUUCUCCCCUCCUGAUUGAGAAGCAGAGGGAUGAUAUCGUAGCUAAAUAGCAUCGACCGUAUCAAAUACUCGAGAAAAUGCAUCUUUAAAAUUUGGCUGAUCAGAGGUUUUGGGAUGCUAAGAAAAUCUCUCAAGCCAUUUAGAGAGAUCGAAUAGAGCUGAAGGAAAGAGCUGUUUAAUACAAGCAAUCGUAAAUGACCAAUCUUUGCUCAGCUCCAAGGAAACCAUCUGAAGUAUGUAUCCAGAGGAAAAUGUCAAUGAAAGAUUCUGCAUCAAGAAGUAGAUUUCUUCGGAAAACAAAAACAUCACACACAAUGUUCUUCUGCCUGUUGUAAAUUUAGAGAAUUAGACGACAGUAGUUAUGAUCUUUGAACCACAAAAAAAAUAGAAGACGAGAAAUUGGUUGUGAACAGCAUCACCAACCAAGAAAUAAUUAGACCACCGAGUAGGUCGAGCUAACAAAGCCAUCUUCGAAUUGAUUUCUGGGGACAAAAAAGGGAUCGCUUUCUUCAUUUUUAGAUGGUUAGGCUUUGACCAACACCAGUAGAUGGAAGCUGUCGAUGACUGCAUUCUUCUAUCUAAUUCAUGCUGCUAAUGAGGGGUACUCAAAGCGUGAGCGAAGAAACAGAGAUGGAGUGCGAAGAAUGGCGAUCUUAACAAAUAUAUCUUCCUAAAAGGGCUUACUUGUUGGAGCUCCAUGCAGAUGUCAGAGCUGUUCAACUGUAGGAGUUCGAUGGCAGGAAAGAUCCCCUCCGGGCUGUUCAACUACAUGUUCGACAUGGACGGGUGCGCAUGGGCCCAGGAGGCGUCCAACACCAAGUGCCUCGCCAUGGAUGGCUACUUCAUCGCGCUCCUUGAGCUGCGAAUCGAGCACCAGCCACUUGCUCUUGUGGAUCAUGUCGUCAGAGAUGUUCCUUCGACUUGGGACCCCUGCGCGAUCGCAAGGUUCAUCGAGACCUAUGGCACGCAUGUAAUAAUGGGGUUAAGUGUGGGAGGUCAGGAUGUGGUGUACGUGAAGCAAGAUCACUCCUCCAGCCUCUCCCCUCGUGAGCUCAGACAACACCUCGAUAGGCUUGGGGAUGAGCUAUUCACAGGGACAUGUGCGCUGCCUCCCUUCCACUGGAGAUCUAAAGAACAUAAGCUUAAGGUUCCGGAGGCCUUCAAUGUCUUUGAUCUACAGAAGCAAAAUGUCAAGGGGAUUGCUCCUGUCUUCUGCAAAGAUGGUGUGACAGUCAUGUGCCACAAGAGAGGAGGAGAUACCUCGGCGAGCAGCCACAGCGAGUGGCUUCUAACUGUGCCUUCAUCGCCUGAUGUGAUCAACUUCACCUUCGUUCCGAUAACCUCACUGCUCAAGGGAGUCCCCGGCAAUGGCUUUCUGUCUCAUGCCAUUAACCUGUACCUUCGAUAUAAGCCUCCUCUAUCAGACCUGCGCUACUUCCUGGACUUCCAAGCUCACAAGCUCUGGGCCCCAAUGCACAGUGAUCUACCUCUGGGUCCCAUCUCGAACAGGUCCAUCACGACCCCAGCCCUUACUUUCACCGUAAUGGGCCCCGAGCUGUCGGUCAACUCUUCUCAGGUCAUCGUCGGAAUGCGACCGGUGACGGGAAUGCGACUGCACCUCGAGGGCAAGAAGAACGAUCGGCUAGCGAUUCACCUGGAGCACCUGUCACAUACCCCUGGGUUCAUCGGAGCCCGGCCCGAGGCGGCGCCGGAAUGGCGGGGAUCGGACGCGAUCGCCGACCAGCGAUACUAUGAGCCGGUCCGACGGAAGAAGUUCGCGCAGGUGUGCACCGUGCCGAUCGAGUACGACUCCCCGUGGCGGCCGACCGACGGCGGGGGGAACGCGUUCGUGGUCACCGGAGCUCAGCUCCACGUGACGGCGCACGAGUCCACGAGUGUGCUGCACCUCAGGCUCCUGUACUCGGAGGUGAGCGGCUGCGUCGUGAGCAGGUCGCAGUGGCGGCGAGGCCCGUCGGGCCUGUCUCAGAAGUCGAGCUUCUUCUCGGCCGUCAGCACCUCGUUCUCCGGUGGCCUGGAGAAGGAAAGGCAGCAAGGCCCAGAGGCGCCGGUGGACUCCGGUAUUUUUCCGGUGGCCCCGCCGGUGCCGGUGGGAGCCCAGAAGCUUCUCAAGUUUGUGGAUACCUCUCACCUGUGUCAGGGGCCUCAGCACAGCCCUGGGCAUUGGCUGGUGACUGGUGCGAAGCUGGACGUGGAGAAGGGGAGGAUUGGGCUGCAGGUUAAGUUCUCUCUCCUCACUUCACUUUUAUGAUGUUUGAGGCUCGCAGCUUCAUAGUAUCUUCUCUCUCAUUAGAGUCUCAAGAAGCAAGUUGUACAGUAGAUGGAAAAGAAGUCAUCGUUCUUUCUUCGUUUUGUUUAGCUUUGGAGGAUCAAUUUGUUAUCACCAAGCAGUGCACACUUUACAUUUGCUUUGCUUCUGAUGCCUAAAAGAUCCACACCUUGCUAACAGUUGAAAUAUGAAAGUGAUGCAGAUUGAUAGCAACAGGUGAAAUAUGAAAGUUUCAGCAUCAAAAA